Messenger RNA from Melitaea cinxia (Glanville fritillary), 1203 nucleotides. RefSeq names its product all trans-polyprenyl-diphosphate synthase PDSS2-like. The record is from RefSeq and is a predicted model, not a curated record. Gene Ontology annotation, biological process: isoprenoid biosynthetic process; ubiquinone biosynthetic process. Bases 1 to 1203 code for a protein of 400 amino acids. Gene Ontology annotation, molecular function: prenyltransferase activity. The transcript is spliced from 2 exons. NCBI's taxonomy places the organism in Eukaryota, Metazoa, Arthropoda, Insecta, Lepidoptera, Nymphalidae. Gene Ontology annotation, cellular component: transferase complex; mitochondrion.
AUGGCUUUCACCACGUUUUCCCGCGUCUUACGUUCGACAUUCCAUAUUCAAAGGCGUUUAGAAUCAACAGUGGCCAGUUUCACUAAGGACGAGAUUCUUAUAUUAUUACGGCCUCCUUUUUCUAAUUGGAGUAACAUUGUAAGAGAGGCGGAGAAAGUAGUCGGUUAUCCGACGUCUUUUAUGAAUCUCAGGUGUCUAUUGAGCGAUGAAUUCGCGAAUUUGGCCCUUUAUUUACGGAAACUGGUUGGCAGCAACCACCUUGUAAUGCAAACAGCGAAAAAUGUCCUCUACGGUGACUCCAAGAACUUGCAACCAUGGGGUCUCAUCAUCCUACUUCUGUCGAAGUCAGUCAAAUCUACAGCCACGAACUCAAAUACUAUAAACCAACAACAACGAGAUCUUGCCGAAUUAACAGAGAUGAUACGUACAGGUCAUCUCAUUCACCGAGGUAUUGUCAACGUACCAUUCUCAAAAAGAUCAAAAAGCACUGAAUCAGCUAUAUUUGGCAACAAAAUUGCUAUAUUACUUGGCGACUAUCUACUAGUGACAGCAAAUGGAAUGCUUGCUGGAAUGAAAAAUCCUGAUAUUCUUUACUUAAUAUCAACUGCUUUAAGAGAUUUGUCUGAAAGCGAAUUCCUUGGAGACAGGGACGGACAGAACAUGCCGCUGCCUGGAAAACCGAAAGUAUCUAAAAAUGAUUUGAAUAUAACAUUCGAUACGACAUCCAUUAACGCUGAUGAUGUAUUGGGUAAGCCGAGAAAGGAAUGGACUGCUAGAACUGUAUACAACGGUGUUAGUUUGUUAGGACGAGGAUGCCAAUCAGCGAUGGUACUCGGGAGACAGAGUCACGAAACCCAGAACUAUGCUUAUCAAUUCGGCUGUCAUGUCGGAUUAGCUUGGCAAGCGGCUUCUGAACUACAGAAGCUCAGUUCUGACAGUAAAGAUCAAUUUUGCCUAGCAAGCGCCCCAGUUUUGUUUGCACUGGAAGAUAAUCCUGAACUUUACAAAAUAAUAGAUCAAGCUAAAAACGAUGUUAACGACGUUGAUUAUGAAGAUUUAAAGUUUAAUAUUCUUAAAACGGAUGCAGUUGAUAAAACAAGAUUGCUUUAUGAGGAUCACGCGAAAAAAGCGAUCUCAUUUAUUGAUAAUAUAGGAAAGAAUGAAUCUGUCGAUAUGAUAAAGAAAUUGAUAAAUACGUUUUGA